This is a messenger RNA of Acyrthosiphon pisum (pea aphid), 1629 nucleotides long. RefSeq lists its product as uncharacterized. The record is from RefSeq and is a predicted model, not a curated record. The transcript is spliced from 4 exons. The coding region runs from base 71 to 1552 and encodes 493 amino acids. NCBI's taxonomy places the organism in Eukaryota, Metazoa, Arthropoda, Insecta, Hemiptera, Aphididae.
UGCAGAUAAUUACAUAAAGUGGCAGAAAAUAAUCAAUUAUGAUAAUAAACCUGAUCAUCCAACAAAUGGCAUGAAAAAGUUAGCAGUUGUUAAACUCCCUAUAAGCGGACCUAAAGUAACUGAACUUAAACACGCUGUAAAUAGCAAAAAAUAUGUAAGAGGGGAUUUAGUUAAAAUUGAAAAAUUAUACACAAAGUAUUUCAGCAAAUCCAUAAUAGAUACUAUCGUUAUUAUUGCAAAUAUACUCAAUAUAAUUUCAAUUUCUAAAAAACAUUACAAGGCACAAAUGGAUGAAUCUUUUAAGAAAAAAUCUGAAGCUGAAAAACUUAAAGUAAGAUACGAUGCCAACCGAUUACAUGGAAGGCAUAAAAAAAUCCUAGAAACAAAGUUGAAAAACAAUUUUAUAGACGUUGUAUCAUCUUUUGAAAUGUCAGAAUUUGAUUCUGCAUUUCAAAUGUUUUUUCUAACUAUAUUAACUGUACUUCGAGUUUUGGAUCAGCCCAAAUUCAAAAAAGGUGGUAUCUUCAAAUAUGUGGUACUUUUACUAUGGAAUAGUUUGAAGAACAGUGAUUAUAACCAUCCCGACAUUUUUUCAAUGCUUCGGUCAAAGACAUUUCAAGCUGACUGCAUUGAUUUAAUAAGUGUAAUUGAAGAAGGUCAGGAUAUUGACUCUGGAGUCACCAAUCGCAUGCCAUUGUUUUUUGUAUCAACAGUAAAAAGUCGGGAAUAUUUUCGAGCAGUUAUUGAUGUUGUCACUGGUGAUUCGAAUGAAGACCUGGGAUUAUUAAUCGAUAAUGCAACUUUUAAAUAUUCCAUUAAUUCAAAGUUUAAAGAUACUGUAGAUUCACCAACUGCACAAUAUUCAAAUGACAAAAUACAAGCAACAAAAACUAUCCCUGGCACUAUCAAUUCUGAUGAAAUAAUUCCACGCUGGUUCCUAUCCAAAAAUCCAGAUGGAACUUACCAACAAAAACCUAUGAUAAAUGGUGAAAAGACACAAACCAUUGGUAAUACUGCAGCAAACCCAUCAAUUUUAACGAGCCAGCCGUCAAACAACUUAUAUCAAUCAUUUUCUUCUUCACUACAAAAUAAAACUUCUGAAACUUCUACUUCUAAAGUGAUACCAACAAACAACAAAUGUUUUGUUCUCCCACCAACUAUUUCCCACAGUCCUUUGGUGGAAGCAACAGCAUCUAUGUCAAAAUCUACAACAACAACAAAAUAUCUGACGUUCAAAUCAGCAGUUCCAAAUAAUAUAUCUAUGCCGAACAGUUCUCUUUGUAGUGCUGAUGGUAGAACUAUUGUAGUUGGUAACAAACAGUAUCAAUUGGUUAAGGAGCCAACAGGUCAAAUGAGAGCAGUGAUCAAUAAAACUAAAAUAUUUUUUAAACCACCACCAACCGUUAAAUGCCGCGUAAGAAAUUGUACCAAGUCUGCAACAAUAAUGUGCAGUAGGUGUACAUCGGUGAAAUACUGUUCCCAUGACUGCCAAGGACUUGACUGGUAUCGUAGUCACAUGAACGACUGUGAACAACUGCGAAAAAAAAAGUAGAGACCCUAAACUUUCCAUUACAUAUAUAAAUAAUUUUAAUGUAAUAUAUUUAUAUUAAAGGCGUUUCCAUGAAAAUA